Messenger RNA from Episyrphus balteatus (marmalade hoverfly), 1053 nucleotides. RefSeq lists its product as uncharacterized. The transcript has a single exon. The record is from RefSeq and is a predicted model, not a curated record. NCBI's taxonomy places the organism in Eukaryota, Metazoa, Arthropoda, Insecta, Diptera, Syrphidae. Bases 240 to 836 code for a protein of 198 amino acids.
CCAUUCUGUGUUCCGCAAAUAAUAAAAAGGCCAAAAGCUAUAACGCAAAAGGAUAUAGCUAUUUUGCGAGAUUCUAGCUUAAAUCCAAAACGAGAGUGCAUCCUUGAAGCGAGUGUUUUUUGUGUGUGAGUUGAGUGUUGUAUGACGUGAAUAAAGGACCUUUUAGCUGAAAAAAAAGAACAAAUUCUAAAAAACAUUAAUCAAUUCGGUGAAUGAUUGGAUAGAAUAAGUGAAGUGAUAUGAAGAUGGAAACCAGUCGUAUAUGUUACAUUGACAUCCCAUCGGGACCAGGGAGCAAUCGCUCACUAUCCCCGAUGACUCCGUCACCACGUUUCGAACGUAAUUUGGGCUUCUUUCACGCCCUAAGUCGGCGAUUUGGAUUGCGUUCCCAUGACGACCUUAUCUAUCAUGGUGAAGAUGAUUCUCGCAGCUCAUCCACCGAUUCGUGUUCCUCGACAACCGGCGCUUUACCAAGUCCAGUGCCAACCAAAGAUGUUCAUGGCUCAAAUAUGGAGCUGUCGUGUGCGUCAAGCGAUUGUAGCAGUACUGUGGACGAUAGUGAGAAGACCGUUCGUUCUACCUCACGUCUCCAUCGACGUUCAACAUCGUCGAUUCGACGGGCAUUCGAAAAUAUGUCCAUUUCAUCGCGAUCUUUAUCAUGCAGUGGAACUUCGUCGAAGGAGUCCCAUCAAAAGCCAACGAAGAAAACUACCACAAAACCACCUCAAAGGAUACUCCGACAGCCUGUGACUUAUACAUAUCUUAAGGGAAUGUCAGGACUGCCCACUCAACGUGUUCCACGAAGUGCCGUAUGCUGCCAUUAUGCCCACCGGUAAGGGUCAAUCAUCAUCAUCGUAACACACAUAUUCUUCGACAAACAAACAAACAAAAAAAAGGUAUUUUCUAUUCGAAAGCUGUAAAAAUAAAUAAGAAUAUUCUUUGCUUUUAUUUUAUUGAUUUUUUCCUCAAAACAAAGUGCACCCCGAAUUUACUUAAAAGUAGACAAAAAAAAAAUAAAUUUUUAAUAUAAAAUUAACAAAUUUUUCACUCCCA